Messenger RNA from Closterium sp. NIES-67, 1115 nucleotides. Lineage: Eukaryota; Viridiplantae; Streptophyta; Zygnematophyceae; Desmidiales; Closteriaceae. The record is from the annotation of a GenBank genome assembly.
GCAAUAACCUAGCAUUUCUGCUGAAGCUGCAAUUUCGAGUCUUUGAGACAAGCAGUCAGUCAUGGCUCCCGCGCUGCGCGAUCUUUCCGCCGGAUCCACCGCAGAGCUCGACCCAAUGCGUUACGAUUCACCUGUUUCGACCGACAGGCAGCCUUCAACCUCGUGCUGUGCUCGAGACCUCCACGCCAUCCCUUCUGCUGCAGCAUCUAAUGCGGCAGCUUGUGCUUCCGUUUUCUUAGACCAGAGUACUAACUGCCACGCGAAACCUAGGCAUAGAGAUAGCCUUGAGGAAGAGCAGGGGAGGCGGAAUGCGCACGGCACAUGCGUGAACCAAUCGGCUGCGCCGUUAGAUCCUAGUAGUGUCAGUUCCGAGCCUGUCUCCUCCGCGCGAAUCCCCGAGAGCGACCAGCUGAAGUUCCCGCUAGAGGGGUCUCUUGAGCCUUUAGAUCCCGACCUAGUUAGUUCCGAACCUGUCAGUUCCGAGCCUGUCGAUUCCGUACCUGCCUCAUCCUUGCGACCCCCCCAGGCUGAGAGGAACCAGCUAGAGUCUCCGUUAGAGCGUCUGCCGGACCCCUCGUCGGAUUAUCGGUCCAUCGCCGGAACAGGUUCUCACGACCAGUCCCCCUUCCGCGAUCUUCCCCGCUGCCAUCAGCAAAGUCCGCCGAGCCCGCGGCAAUCGUCUCCGCGCGCGCGGCAGCGGUGUCCGCGCCACCGCGGCGUUCCGCCGCCGGUCUCGGGGUUCUGGCGGCUGAUCGCCGGCACGACAAUCGGCGUGGCUGCCUUUGUGCUCUUCCGCGGGCGGGGGAGAACGCGGUUGCGGUGCGGCACGGACUUUCCGGAUGUUAUUGAGAGGGCUCCCCCGCCGCAGAUUAGGGCUUGGGGGGAGCGGCCACGUGUGCAGGAGUAUGUGAGCAUAGGGGAUAGGUUACUAGAGGCGGUGGUUCCUUGGGCGGUGGAUGGGUACCAGGAUUAUGAGUAUGGUAGUGAGAUAAGUGGGGGAUAUGGUAGUGAUGUUACCCUAGAGGACUAGGGAAGUGGGAUGUGGUAGUCUGAAAUGUUCAGUGGAGUAGGAUUUCUCUCGUGUUUUAUGGAUCAAUGGCAAUUUCUCCGAUCGA